Fomitiporia mediterranea MF3/22 is the source of this 726-nucleotide messenger RNA. RefSeq names its product ARM repeat-containing protein. Bases 1 to 726 code for a protein of 241 amino acids. Gene Ontology annotation, cellular component: cytoplasm; eukaryotic translation initiation factor 3 complex. Gene Ontology annotation, molecular function: translation initiation factor activity; ribosome binding. The record is from RefSeq and is a predicted model, not a curated record. Gene Ontology annotation, biological process: regulation of translational initiation. The transcript has 4 exons. Lineage: Eukaryota; Fungi; Basidiomycota; Agaricomycetes; Hymenochaetales; Hymenochaetaceae.
AUGUCUACAACAGCAGAAUGGGUCACUCCCUUAACGAGGCCUGAACUUAUCGAAAAUCUCGUCUCUGGUGUUGACCGUUACAACCCUUCAAACGUAUCCAUCCUCGAAGAUUACCUGUAUCACCAAAUCCGGAGUAACGAGUACGAUUGUCUAGCAAACCUCGCCAUCCUGAAACUUUAUCAAUUCAACCCUGCACUGUACAACCCCGACGUUAUCAUCAACGUCCUCAUAAAGGCGUUAACCGCCGUGCCUUUCCCGGACUUCAACCUCUGCAUCGCACUUCUCGGCGAACGUCCCGUCACCUCAAACCUCGACGAGCCAGACCCUCUCCCCGAACUUCUCCCAACUCUCACGAUCUUACACGACCUCCUCCUUCAAUGCCGAUUCCCCGCAUUCUGGACGCUAUUCAAGUCCGAAGAACUCGCAAGUUUGCGCGAGAACUAUACAGUCGAAUGUGCUGGGUUUGAGGACAGCAUACGGAAAGUGGCGAUAAAAGCAGUGAAGGCAGCGUUCAAGAAGAUCGGUGUAGACAGGUUGAGCACGUAUUUAGACCUCAAAGGCGAAGACCUAGUAGACUACCUUUCACACUUGGGCUGGGAAAUCAACGGUUCAGUCGUCUCUAUUCCACCGAAUCCUGACAAUCAAGUCGAGGCAACUGUAGUACGGGAGAAUAUACAGCUCUCUCAACUAUCGAAGAUCAUCGCUCACACUGCGAAAUCUACCUGA